Molecule: messenger RNA, 1662 nt
Organism: Anthostomella pinea
Lineage: Eukaryota; Fungi; Ascomycota; Sordariomycetes; Xylariales; Xylariaceae
Source: the annotation of a GenBank genome assembly
AUGGACCGUAGCCAGGCUGUCGCGUCGCAGCUACGCGAUUGGACUGGCAUACAAAGUCCCAUCUUUCUACUCGCAGUCCUGUCAUCUGCUGUAUUGGCAGCUUUAAUCCUGCGAUCGAGAGCUCCGAAGCAACCACCAUGGCUUCCGGAGACAAUCCCAUUCGUCUCUAAUACCUAUGACUUUGUCAUAAACCAGAAGCGAUUUCUGGAACGAUCAGGCCGUCUCCUUGAGAAGAACAGCAUCAUCCGCUUCAACCUAGGCACCGUGCCCGUAUACCUGAUAGUCGGUGCCCGCAACAUCCAGACCCUGUUCAAACCGUCGACCAAGAUCGGCAGCGAGGCGUUGAUGACAGAGAUCAUCUUCCCCAUGAUCAUCGGCAUGCCAAAGCACGAAGUCGACCGGUUCAAGGGGGACGUCACGGGGCGGGCGAAGAACCCGAAUCCCGGAACCGAGAGCACGCCCGCGGAGCAGCGCCUCUGGCAUGCCAAUCACCACAUCUACACCGAGUACCUGGCCCGCACCAAGAGCACAAACCGGCUCACCGAGAUCUACCACAAAAAUCUUGUGGGAAAGCUCGACAGCCACCCGGUUGGCGAGUGGGUCACCCUGGGUCUCGUCGACUUCUGCAGGAACCAAAUGGGAAAGGCCGCAACCGAGGCUCUGUUUGGCCCAAAGAUCUUCGAGCUCAAUCCGGAUCUGCUCGAAGCCUUCUGGGACUUCGAGGCCGCUGUCGGGCCGCUAUUUCGCGGUGUUCCCUCCUGGUGGAACCCCAAGCCGUACAGAGACCGCGAGCGGUACUUCGGUAUGGUCGAGAACUAUCUGGCCGCGGCCUUUGCCAACUUCGACUGGAGCAAGCGUGGGGAGUUGGACUGGGAUCCCCAUUUCGGCGCGGCUGUUCUGCGGGAGAUUGCCAAGUGGUUGAAGGACGAGGGAUUCGCCGAUCGAACUGCUGCGGCGAGUAUUGCGCAAUUCGUGUUUGCGGCCAAUGCGAACACAAUCCCAAUCACCUCUUGGUGCCUCAUGGAGGCUGUUCAUGAUCCGAAAUUGUUCAAGGAUUUGCGGGAAGAAGUCCAGCAGGCCGUCGUAGUUGAUCCCGAGACUGGAAAGACAUCAGUGGACGUUGCCAAGCUAGUGGCCUUACCUCUGCUGCAGUCUGUCUAUGUUGAGACUUUGCGGAUGCACAUGUCGUUCAAUAUCGUACGAGCGGUAAACGAGCCUAUUGCGAUGGAUGGUUACGAGAUUGGAAAGGGGUCCCAGAUCCAGGCGCCCAUGCAGCUAGCUCAUCUCGACGAAGCCGUGUGGGGUGUCCCCGAACAUCCCGCAUCCGAGUUCUGGGCAGAGCGACAUGUCAAGUACGUCGAGUCGAAGGACGAGAAAGGCGGCACCGUCUGGAAGCGUGAGUUUGUCAUGGCUGGUCGACCAAGCUCUUUCUUUCCAUAUGGGGGUGGGCAGCCAGUCUGUCCCGGUCGCCACUUUUCGAAGCAGGAGAUCAUGUUGACGUUGGGCUUAAUCAUUGCUAAGUUCAAUGUUGAGUUCGUUGAGUGGACGAAGAUGGAUGGUUCGCCGUCGGAUCGACCGGCUCAAGAUAAUGCGGACUAUGUUGGGGCUGAAGCCAUGCCUCCUGACCGCGAUAUGAAGGUGAGAUGGAAGAAACUAUGGUAG